Molecule: messenger RNA, 1715 nt
Organism: Sesamum indicum (sesame)
Lineage: Eukaryota; Viridiplantae; Streptophyta; Magnoliopsida; Lamiales; Pedaliaceae
Product: loganic acid O-methyltransferase
Molecular function (GO): methyltransferase activity
Source: RefSeq, a predicted model, not a curated record
CUGAAAUGGAGGCUUCAACAGAAAAUAAUGUCAAUUGCACUUGUGAUGUGACUGGUGUACAGUUGAGAGAUAGUGACCAAUCGCGAUACAAGUACAAUAAAUGCGGGAUGCUAAAUAUGAACUAUCCGCCGUAGCUGAAGCAAGCAUUUCUGGAAUAAAGAUGGAUGUGCAUAAAUAACAACUCCAGAACACACAGACACACACACGCACACGAACCUGUAGAGAGAUGGCUCAAUUGUAUGCCAUGGUGAACUGCUUCCAAUAUCCACGGAUGUCGAUACGGAGGACGUUGAGCUCCCCGCUCGAUUCCAGGCAUAGAAUCCAGCUCAAUCCGGGUGAACAAACUAUGGAAACGUCUGUAUCGAACCUCUAUGCCAUGAAUGGUGGAGAAGGACCUACUAGCUAUGCCCAAAACUCAUCCUACCAGAGAGGAGUGGUAGAUGUUGCAAAACCAAUCAUUGAAGAAGAAAUCUCGAUGAAACUUGACGUUAAGCAGCUUUUGUUAACCAACACAAAGUCUUUCCGGAUUGCAGAUUUUGGCUGCUCAACAGGACAUAACUCAUUUCCGGCUAUGCAAAUAAUCACCGAAGCUGUUGAGAAAAAGUUCCAGACAGAAGGAUUAAAUUCCCAAAUCCCAGACUUUCAAGUGUUCUUUAACGAUCAAGUCAUGAAUGACUUCAACACCCUUUUCCUUUCACUUCCACCCCAAAGGAGUUACCAUGCUGCAGGAGUUCCCGGUCCCUUUCAUGGCCGCCUCUUUCCGAAUGCUUCCCUUGAUUUUGCUUAUUGUUCUUGUGCCCUUAACUGGCUCUCCGAAGUGCCAAAGGCAGUGGCAGACCAUAAUUCUCCAGCAUGGAAUAAUGGGAAAGUUCACUAUACAGAAGCCAGACAGGAAGUUUUUGAAGCCUAUUCAAACCAUUAUGUCAAUGAUAUAGGGGCGUUCUUGAACGCUAGGGCGCAAGAGCUGGUGCAAGGAGGGCUAAUGGCACUUCUUGUUCCGGCAGUACCUGCUUUUAAGAAUUCUGGCACAUCCUACACUACCCCAACGGAGAUGGAUCUUAUAGGUUCUUGCCUAGUCGACAUGGCCAAGAAGGGAAGGUUUGGAGAAGAGAAGGUAGACUCGUUCAACUUUCCAUUGUAUUUUACCAUCCCAGACGAAUUAAAGACAAUAAUAGGGAGGAGUGACAGUUUCAAUAUUGAAAGGAUGGAAAUACUAAACAAUCCAGGGAAACGCACCUUGCGCAGCGUUAAUGCACGAGCCACAUACCUCAGGGCAGUCUUUGAGGGAUUGUUGAUAAAUCACUUUGGAAGUGAAAUCAUGGAUGAGUUAUUCGAGCUGUACACAAAGAAACUUGCAGCUUCACCGCAUUUCCUAGACCCUGACAAUGAGAAAUCGAUAAUAAUAUUUGUCCUUCUCAAGCGCAAAGUCGAAUGAUAUUGUAACAUGGUUUCUUCCAUCUGCGACACGACUACAUCUGAAGUAGCAUUGGCUUGCUAUUUUAUAAUAUUAACUUCCACAAUACUGCCCAUCCAUACAAGCUAAAGGUUUGUAGGAGAAUAAAGCUGCACUUUUACUCAAAAGAGCAUCAGAAGAAGCAUUAGGAUCCUUUUAAUAAUGCAGCAUUCAUAGUGAAGGCUACCAUUGUAACCGGGGAUGGAUUUUCUCAGUGAAUCAAAAAGUUUCAGCGCAUAAUGCAUCAACAAUAUCAAUUCAA